AUGACGUCCAACGUUCGAAUCCUCCGUGAACAUCCUCCCCUCCGAAGCCCAGGCGCAGACAGCGACGGCGACGAUGGCAUCCCGCCCGCGUACUUUGUGGAUGACUACGACUCCGAGGAUGACCCCGCGUUCGUUGAGCAAUCCAAGAACAAGAUCGCAAAAUCAGCCUCCAAGCAGAAAUCCAAGGCCAAGACGAAAGCAAAGAAAGACGAUGUAUACGACGUCAUGAAUACGGCACCUUCCCCAGAUCCCCACCCCCUCGCCAGAAACCUUCGAAUCCGACAAGCACCAAUGCGUGCGAACAUGAAGACUCGGUCCCGCGCCCAACACUCCGACGAUGAGCAGCCCAAGGUCGCUACCAAGGCGCCGAAGAAAAAUCGCGCAGCCACCAGUGGCGUCGAUAAAAAAGGCACCUCUGCCUUGCAUACUUCCUCGCCCAUCCCGGCCAACAAGUCUGCUAUGACCACCGUCACGUCUCGACUUCCUUCGUAUCGACACACUCCUUACGGUACCAUCGCCUCCAAGUCUACUAUGCUCAAGGCAUACUACAAGGAAACUAAGGAUGCUUGCUUUGGUGAUAUUGGAAGUGGCCAGGACAAGAAGAAGAAGAAGAAGCUGGCGCCUCCUGUGGGAGAUGAUGACGAGGAGGAACUGUUGUGGUUCGAUUGA
This is a messenger RNA of Colletotrichum chrysophilum, 669 nucleotides long. RefSeq lists its product as uncharacterized. The transcript is spliced from 2 exons. Bases 1 to 669 code for a protein of 222 amino acids. The record is from RefSeq and is a predicted model, not a curated record. NCBI's taxonomy places the organism in Eukaryota, Fungi, Ascomycota, Sordariomycetes, Glomerellales, Glomerellaceae.